Molecule: messenger RNA, 2069 nt
Organism: Saccoglossus kowalevskii
Lineage: Eukaryota; Metazoa; Hemichordata; Enteropneusta; Harrimaniidae
Product: WASH complex subunit 1-like
Biological process (GO): endocytic recycling; Arp2/3 complex-mediated actin nucleation; retrograde transport, endosome to Golgi
Cellular component (GO): WASH complex; recycling endosome; early endosome
Molecular function (GO): alpha-tubulin binding; actin binding; gamma-tubulin binding
Source: RefSeq, a predicted model, not a curated record
CGAAUGAAUAACGAGCACCUGAUCGGCCAGCUGACAGUGUCUGUCUGUCGCGCAUGGACGAAGGUGGAAGCAGGAAAGAAGACAGAUCAAAUGUUUUCACGGAUUGAAUUUAAUGUGAAGUUCACAAAUUAUAUACAACAAGUUGAACACAUCUAAUUGUAAAAAUGCCUCAUGAGUCGUACAAUGUUCCACUCAUUCAACCUGAUCUGAGAAGGGAGGAGAUGAUACUACAGAUUGCAGAUGCUUUGGAUUAUCUAGACAAAGUAUCUAACGAUAUUUUCAACAGGAUCAGCAACAAGGUGACUGAGAAUAGACAGAAACUCCAGUCGAUUAAUGAAAGAAUUAACACUGCUCAGGCUAAAGUAGACCAUAUAAAGGGUUCAAAGAAAGCUAUCAAGGUGUUCUCCAGUGCAAAGUACCCAGCUGCAGAGUCGCUUGAUCCAUACACAUCUGCGUUCAAAGAUGAAAAUAAUCUGAAACAAAUUCAUCACCCACAUAGACAUAUCCACAGCAAGCAUCAGUCACUUGAUGAUCGGAGUCUGAAAGAGAAACUACAGUUUUAUAAUGUUCAUUUGAAAAUAAGACAGGCAAAUAAAGACGACAGUGGAGAAGGACUUGGGAGUCUACCAAGUAAUCUUUCAUCUGUUAGUUCUUUGUUACUCUUUAACACCAGUGAAAAUCCAUAUAAGAAAUAUGUGAUGUUAGAUCCUCUUGGUGUUGUGACAAAAACAAGAAAAUCACUAGAAGAUGAUGAUGUUGAUGGCAUUGGAGCAGCUCCAGCAUCCAUCACUCAAAGAGAACAACUGGAUAGAGUGGGUGGGGAUAGUUACUUCUAUCGACCUGAUCUAGGAAUUGUUCCAGAAAUUGAUGUCCCUGUCUAUUUACCUGAUCUACCCGGUGUUGCUGAUGACUUGACAUAUAGUGCUGAUUUAGGACCAUCCAUUGCUCCUUCACUUCCUGGCAGUAAUGUACCUGAUCUGCCAAAUGUUAUUUCGGAAUCAACUAGUGAGACGUCUGCACCUCCUCCUCCUCCUCCUCCCGGGGAUUCUAUGCCUCCACCCCCACCUCCCCCACCACCUGGUGGUGCACCACCUCCACCUCCACCACCGCCACCCCCGCCGCCACCACAAGAAGAAGGUGCCCCUCCUCCUCCUCCACCACCUCCUCCCACAGGGAUUGAAGGGGCUCCUAAAGAGGUGGCCACACCUGCAACAGGUCGUGCUAAUCUCUUGGAUUCCAUCAGGAAAGCUGGUGGUUCAAAGAAACUUAAAAGUGUGAAAGACAGGAAGUUGGAGAAGAAAAAGGAAAAGAAAGAUAAGUCUGCAGCAGGUGGUGGUGGUGGUGGUGGGGACCUGAUGUCCGAUUUGAUGAACAGGUUAGCGCUGAGAAGAGAUGGAAUUUCAGGAAAGAAGAAGCCCGCUGGGAAUGAUGACAGUAAUCGUGGUUCUAAUUCAGUCGGAGAGAAUUCGGUGAUGGGAAAAAUUUCAGCCAUGAUUCCUCCCCCUCCAAAGAUGAGUAGAGAUAGUGACUGUGAAGCAGACUGGGCUGAUUAAUAAGUUUUACAUUCUGUAUAUACAUAUAUGCGGUAAUAUUAACAUCCUGUUAAUUUAGGGAUUGCAUCAAUACAUAAAUUUGAUGUGUAUUGGCAACAUACAUGUGCGUGGUACUAAAUGUGUUAACCCUCAAAUUAAGACACUACCCUAAAUGUUAUGUCCGGAACAAAAAGCAGUUUUAUAGUUUUUAUGAAAUUUAUAGAGUUCAUCAUUAUUCCAUAUACCAUAUUGUGCAUGUAAACAAUUGUUUACUCAAUCAUUCAAAUAUUAUUUCUUUUGGCCAGACAUAAAUCAUAAGUUUAUGUGCUGCUAAUUGAGCAAAUAUGGUAUGGACAAUUUGAAAAAUAAGUUGUCACAUUUUUUGUCGUCAAAUAUGAUCAAACACUAUGACACAUUUCAAUACCUGAUGUAUCAUUGUAUUUUUAUCCAUGUGUUCACAGAACCCAUGUGCAGUCAUACAAAUAACCCAGUGUAAUUUCUUAAUUGGUAGUUCCUGUCUUGUUUCACUGAUCAUGG